AGAAGCAGCUGGGAGGAGGUGUUGUUGUUGUUGUGGUGGUGUUUUAACUUUGCGGAGCGUCAAAAACUAAAACAACUUAACUGUACGAAUGCGGGGAGAAGAGUCGUCUGAUUCCGAGUCGGGGAGGAUGGAGGAGAGCUCGGUCCGGAGGAGUUUGGAGACGUUGUGUCAGGAGUUGAACAUGGACGAGCAGACGGCCACUGAAGCCAUGGACAACUUCACUGCCAUCUGGGACACAUACACACUGGAGGGAGAGGUGGUCCACUGGCUCGCCUGUUCUCUGUACGCAGCCUGCAGGAAAGGAUCCACUCCCACGGUCGGUAAAGGACUGAUGGAGGGAAACUGUGUCUCUCUCACCAGGAUCCUUCGCUCCUCCAAACUCAGUUUGAUCCAGUUCUUCUCUAAAAUGAGGAAGUGGGCCGACAUGUCCAACCUGUGUCAGGACUUCCGGCUGCGGAUGGACCGGUUGGAGCGCAACUUCGAGGUUUCCACGGUGAUAUUUCGCAAGUUCGAGCCGAUCUUCAUGGACAUGUUUCAGAACCCGGGAGGAGAGCCGCCGAGGCAGCCGCGCAGCAGGAAACACAGACGGCUGCCGUGUCACAUCAGUGAUGUGUUCAAGUUCUGCUGGACUCUGUUUGUCUACACAAAAGGUAACUUCCGUAUGAUCGGUGAUGACCUGGUGAACUCGUACCACCUGCUGCUCUGCUGUCUGGAUCUGGUGUUUGGCAACGCUCUGCUGUGUGCAAACAGGAAGGACCUCAUCAACCCGACAUUCAGAGGUCUGCCUGCCGUCUACCGCACCGACGGUCACGUUUCACAGGACGAGCUUCCUCCGUGUGUGUUGGAUAAGUUGUGCGAGCUGCACGACGGCCUGGUGGUCGAAGCGAAAGGCAUCAAACAGCACUACUUCAAACCGUACAUCCAGAAACUCUUCCAGAAACAGAUCCUGAAAGGCAACGACGAGCUUUUGACAGAAAUGCUGGAUCCUCAGAACUUCAUUGAUAACAAUAAAGCCAUAAACAGAGAGUAUGAGGAGUACGUGUUGACGGUGGGAGAUUUCGACGAGCGAGUGUUUCUCGGAGCCGACGCCGACGAGGAAAUCGGGACUCCGAGGAAAAUCGUUCAGGAACCUUCAGCCAGUCAGACGACGGCUCGCAACCAGCUGCAGCAGCAUGUAGAGAAGUCGGGCUCUCUCGCCCCCUCCACCCCUCUAACAGGACGAGUCUACCUGAAGGAGAAGGACCUGCUCGUCACGCCCGUUUCCUCGGCAACGCAGAGCGUCACCAGGCUGCAGAGCAUGGUGGCCGGUUUAAGGACCGCACCCAGCGACCACAUGAUGCAGAUUUUCAAGUCCUGCUCCAGAGAUCCAACCGAGUCCGUCCUGGCCCGAGUCAAGACGCUCGGACAAACCUGUCAAAGACAUUACACCAACGACUCCGAGGACACGUCUGGGUCUCAUAUAGAUUUUGCAGAGAACCGACUGAAGCUUGCUGAGAUCCUUUACUACAAGAUCCUGGAGUACGUCAUGGUGCAGGAGACCAAACGGCUGCACGGCAAAGACAUGAGCGUUUUAUUAGAGCAGGAUAUCUUCCACUGCUCCCUGAUGGCUUGCUGUCUGGAGGUGGUGCUGUUCUCCUACAGCUCCCAGAGAACGUUCCCCUGGAUCAUCAACGUCUUCAAGCUGCCCUCCUUCUACUUCUUUAAGGUGAUCGAGGUGUUUAUCCGCUCAGAGGAGGGUUUGUCCAGAGACAUGGUGAAGCACCUGAACUUGAUCGAGGAGCAGGUUCUGGAGAGCAGAGCGUGGACCGCUGACUCGUCCCUGUGGAGCGCUCUGCAGGCCGCCGGGAACAAAGUGCCCACAGUGGAGGAGGUGAAUUUUACCUCCAGUUUAGACACUGGUUCUGGUCCUGGUUCUAGUUCUGGUUCUUCUUUGGGAGUUCAGUCCCACCUUCCUCUGGUCGCCCUCUCACCCAUCAUCCACCCCAGAAUCAGGGAGUUCAGGUCAGGACUGGGCAGCGCUCGUAAAGACGUGCCUCCCUCUCCCCUCUCGGUACAUGACAGGUACAGCUCGCCGGCGGCCGGCAGCGCCAAGCGACGUCUCUUUGGUGACGACCCUCCGACCAUGACGUCGGGUUUGAUCGCAGGUUUGAGUCCGAUGUCGUCUCCCGCCAAGAGGCUGACGUUUGGAUCCACCAGCACCCUGAAGAUCGGAGGUCCGGGGACUCAGACCACCGUCCUGAGUUUCCCACUGCAAGGUUUAGGUAACGAGCGCACCGUCACGCUGAUCCCAGUUCAGCCGUGCGACUCUUCAGGAACCAUCACGGCUCAGUUCCUGCUGACCGCCUCACCGAGCCGAGCUGCAGCCGUGACCUCCGACCCCCAGACAGGAAGCGGACGGCCGCGACGCACCGGGUCGCUCGCUCUGUUCUUCAGGAAGGUGUAUCACCUGGCCAGUGUGCGUCUGAGGGAUCUGUGUGUGAAACUCGACGUUUCCUCGGAGCUUCGAGGGAAGAUCUGGACGUGUUUCGAACACUCUCUGGUUCACGCCACCGAUCUGAUGAGAGACCGACACCUGGACCAGCUGCUGCUCUGCAGCGUCUACAUCAUCUCUAAGAUCACUAAAGAGACUCACACCUUCCAGGACAUCAUGAAGUGUUAUCGCAGCCAACCACAAGCCAGCAGCCAUGUUUACCGCAGCGUCUUACUGCGUCGGACUCCCAGUGAGCAGGUGGCCGAUGAGAACAUGGAGGUGGAUCCUGCAUCAGGUGGCGAAUCCGCAGAGAAGACCAAUCAGGUUACAGGAGCGGCCAACGCCGACCAAUCAGGAGAGGAGGAACGCGGUGACCUCAUCCAAUUCUACAACAGCGUCUUCGUGCUGAAGAUGAAAGGCUUCGCUCUUCGUUACGCCACCCACGAUAACCGGGCGGACGCUCCUCCUCUCUCUCCGUUCCCGUCGGUUCGGGCUCAGCCUCUCUCUCCUCGUCGCAUCUCUCAGAGACACUCGCUGUACGUUUCCCCCCACAAGAACUCCGCAGGCUGCCUCACGCCCAACUCCUACACGUACAGGAUCAACAGCAGCCCGUCCAAGGAGUUAUCGGACAUCAACCGAAUGAUCCGGCAGGGCAGCGUGAGCAGGAAGCGAGCGUUCACCAUGGAGGGCGACAUGAUGAUGUCAUCAGCGUGCGACUCCCCCAGUAAGAGGGCGUGCCCGGAAAACGGCAGCAGCCCCGACGUGCUGCUGAAGCGGCUGCAGGACGUCGUGUCGGAGCGGCAGAGUCACUGACGGACUAAAUGUUUAUAAAGUAAUGAAACUUUUAUUUUUUCAUUACAAGAACUGAAGACAUGAAGAGAAACGUUUCAGGUAACGUUUCUCCUCACUGACGCCUGUUUAUCUUUAUAUAUAUAUUAUGACCUCAUCGUCAUAAAGCCCAUGUAGCAUUGAAUGGCAGCAUUUAUGCCAUGUUGUUUUAUCCAAAGCAGCUUUUUUUAGUGUCGUCAUAACCCCCAAAAUUCAGUCUAUUGAUACUUAUAUCUAAAAAUAUGAUAUUAAAGCCUCAUCAGACACUUUUCAGCAGCUUUAUACACUCAGUUACCUCUUUAUUAGGAACAUCUGUGCAAUUUAACUCAAUAUUAUAUACAGAUAUUUCAAAAUCUGCUUUAAAUUCGACUUUUAUGAAGGUGAUAAAUCUGCUUUAUGUUGAUUAUUGAGCUCAUAGUGGGUGAUGAUGGUGUAUUAAGGUGCUUUAUAUUAAAGGGUGUUUCUAAUAUUUUGUCCACCCCAUUAACAAACAUGAGAGGGGCAAAAUAUUAGCAACACCAGUCAAUAUAAAGCACAUUAAUACACCACUAAUACAGUUAGUAUGAGCUCAAUAAUAAACAUAAAGCAGAUUUAUCACCUUUUUUACAAUGUAAACAAUAACUUAAAAUAUAUAAACUUCAUAAAAGUAGAAUUUAAAGCAGAGUUGUUGUUUUAGAGUUAAUUAUAUUGCACAGGUGUUCCUAAUAAAGAGGCCUUUAAGUGUACUUUAGCAUUAAAAUUCACAUUUUAAAGGAUAAAACUGGCGACUUUCUAUAUUUUUUCUUAUUGUCAAUAAAUCUAAACAAUGAACUGAUCUACUAACAAGUAUUAUGUGUUUAUUUAAAGUCUGAUAUAUGUUAUUCCUCUCUGCUGUAGACCCUCUGUUGUUGUUUAAAAACUAUUAAAAGCAGAGUUUGGUCACAUACUUGAGUAAAUAAAAUGUAUAUUAAGUGAAAAAACCAACGAGGCAAAGUAAAUAUAUCUGUAUGUGUAUUUAUAUUUCAACAUGAAGGCAAUUAAAAGUGCUUAAAAUGUGUUAAAAGUGUUGAAAUUGACAUUAAAUUAAGCUAAAAAUAGAAUAAGACUCAUAAACUGAGCAACAACAACAUGGUUCAAUAACACAGUAACAGUAACACUCACAUUUUCAGUCUCAGGAGAGAAGUUCUGCGUUAAACUUUAUACAACAUUAUUAAUUUUCUCAGAGAGUUUUAAUACAAAGUGAAGAAGUUGUGAUAUGAAGCACAAUAAGUUAAUGAAGCUGUAAACUGCACAUGCUCAGUCUGCGUCUGCCUUACAAAGAACUGCUCUCUAGAGACUGAAAAUGUGACGAUGUUAAGUUUAUAACAUGUUUUUAAUCGUUUUCGGACACUAACGGAGGAAUAAAAUAAAUCUGACACACAUUAUACUUGAUAGUAGAUCAGUUCAUUGUUUGGUUUGAAUGAGAUUUAUUGACAAAAAGUACAAAUAUAAGAAAUUGCCAGACAGAAAAUUCUCUUUAAAUCUUUCAAAUCUACUCGGUUACAUCCUCUUAAAGCGACGCUGAAACAGAUUUUUCACCUGCAGGUCGCA
Messenger RNA from Scomber scombrus (Atlantic mackerel), 4867 nucleotides. It is a transcript of the gene rbl1, whose product is annotated as retinoblastoma-like 1 (p107). The record is from RefSeq and is a predicted model, not a curated record. Gene Ontology annotation, cellular component: nucleus; chromatin; transcription regulator complex. Gene Ontology annotation, biological process: cell differentiation; regulation of transcription by RNA polymerase II; negative regulation of G1/S transition of mitotic cell cycle. Lineage: Eukaryota; Metazoa; Chordata; Actinopteri; Scombriformes; Scombridae. Gene Ontology annotation, molecular function: RNA polymerase II transcription regulatory region sequence-specific DNA binding.